Molecule: messenger RNA, 3015 nt
Organism: Phalaenopsis equestris
Lineage: Eukaryota; Viridiplantae; Streptophyta; Magnoliopsida; Asparagales; Orchidaceae
Product: beta-galactosidase 3
Exons: 20
Coding region: 123-2834 (903 amino acids)
Biological process (GO): carbohydrate metabolic process
Cellular component (GO): cell wall; vacuole
Molecular function (GO): beta-galactosidase activity; carbohydrate binding
Source: RefSeq, a predicted model, not a curated record
AAAAAAAUAAUUAUUAAGUAUCGGAUAUGUAAAUACAUAAAAAUUGCGGGCCAUGUUCGUGAAAACCUCAUCAAAAUAAUAGUCGGCUUAACGGGUCGGGUAUUGGUUCCGCGUGCCGACAAAUGCCCCACCAGAAGAUGCCAGCUGUGAGCCUCGCUCUUCCCCCUACACUGAACACUCCGUUCCCCUUCGAGAGCUCGUCAAUGGCAGUCGAGAUGACCACUUUCUGCCUUCUUCUUCUCUUAUCAUUCUUCUUCUUGCUCACUUCCACUUCGGCAGAGAAUGUCACUUACGACCAUCGUUCUCUCAUUAUUGACGGACGCCGCCGCCUCCUCAUUUCUGCCUCCAUCCACUAUCCCCGCAGUGUCCCCUCUAUGUGGCCGGGCCUUGUCCGGUCUGCGAAGGAGGGAGGCGCUGACGUGAUCGAGACUUACGUGUUCUGGAACGGUCAUGAGCUUUCUCCAGGAAAUUAUUCUUUCGAAGACCGUUUCGACCUCGUGAAGUUUGUGAAUAUUGUUAAGGAUGCGGGGAUGUAUCUGAUUCUCCGAGUCGGGCCAUUUGUCGCUGCUGAGUGGAAUUUCGGAGGGAUUCCUGUUUGGCUGCAUUACAUUCCUGGUGUUGUCUUUCGAUCGAAUAGCGAGCAGUUCAAGAGUCAUAUGCAGAGCUUUAUGACAUAUAUAGUGAACACAAUGAAGCGGCAUAAGUUCUUUGCAUCGCAGGGAGGUCCAAUCAUUUUGGCUCAGGUUGAGAAUGAAUAUGGCGAUAUUGAAAAAGUUUAUGGAGAUGGUGGGAAGCUUUAUGCAAUGUGGGCUGCAGAUAUGGCACUUUCUCAAGACAUUGGUGUUCCUUGGAUUAUGUGCCAGCAGUAUGAUGCACCUGCACAUGUGAUUAAUACUUGCAACUCUUUUUAUUGCGAUCAAUUUGUACCAAACUCUCCCAACAAACCAAUGAUUUGGACAGAGAAUUGGCCAGGGUGGUUUCAAACCUUUGGAACAAGCAAUCCUCACAGACCACCAGAAGAUAUUGCUUUUUCUGUUGCCCGUUUUUUCCAGAAAGGCGGCAGUCUUCAAAAUUAUUACAUGUAUCAUGGUGGUACGAACUUUGGUCGCACUUCUGGGGGGCCAUUCAUCACAACAAGCUAUGAUUAUGAUGCACCGAUUGAUGAAUAUGGGUUAAUGAGGCUUCCAAAAUGGGCACACUUGAAGGACCUCCACAAAUCUAUAAAGUUAUGUGAACGUGCUUUAUUGUACAGUGAUCCGACUCAUCUGCUUCUAGGCCCUUUGCAAGAGGCCAGUGUUUAUGCUGAUUCUUCCGGAACAUGUGCUGCUUUCCUAGCUAAUAUGGAUGACACAAAUGAGAAGUGGAUAGUAUUCCAGAACAGAUCCUUUCAUCUUCCAGCUUGGUCAGUUAGUAUACUUCCUGACUGCAAAACCGUAGCCUUUAAUACUGCAAAGGUUCGUUCUCAAAUUUCCAUGGUAGAUAUGGUGCCUGAAAGUCUAGUGGCUUCAAAGACAAAUCAGGGGAAGGAUUCUAAAGGCCUCCAGUGGCAUAUUUACAAGGAAAAAACGGGGACAGCAGAGAAUGCUGACUUUGUGCGGCAUGGAUUUGCUGAUCAUCUUAAUACAACAAAGGAUACUACCGAUUAUCUCUGGUAUUCAACAAGAUUUCAUGUUGAUGAAGGUGAAAAGUUUUCGAAGAAUGGCGGCCAACCCAUUCUCUUACUUGAGUCAAAGGGACAUGCUGUCCAUGUUUUUGUAAAUGAGAAACUUAUAGCCAGUUCAAGUGGGAAUGGAAGUGACAUAACGUUUAAGCUUGAAGCUCACGUUCCUUUAAGAGCCGGAAAGAAUGAUAUUUCUCUAUUGAGUAUGACCGUCGGUUUGCAGGAGAACUAUCAAGAAGGUUUGUGGUGUAGGUUCAAACUAGAAAGAGGCAAAUCCAGCCACAGAAUGAAUGUUAAGAAUGCAGGGCCUUUCUACGAAUGGGUUGGAGCUGGAUUAACUAGUGUCAAGAUUGCAGGGUUAGAUAAUGGAACGAUAGAUUUGUCUUCAAAUACGUGGAAGCACAAGAUUGGUUUGGAAGGAGAGCAUCUCAAAAUUUACAGUAAUGGUAUUGAUAACGUUAAGUGGAUUACCCCAUCUUUGCUGCCGAAGGAUCAAGCAUUGACAUGGUACAAGGUCAAUAUGGAUGCCCCGAAAGGUACUGAGCCUGUAGGGCUUGAUAUGAAAUAUAUGGGGAAAGGCCAGGCUUGGCUGAAUGGAUUUGCAAUUGGAAGAUACUGGUCUAGGAAAAGUUCUUUAAAUGAUAAAUGUAGUUCCAGCUGCAACUACAAGGGCAAAUUCUUCCCUGACAAAUGCAGAACAGGAUGUGGGGAGCCAACGCAGAGAUGGUACCAUGUCCCUCUAUCUUGGUUCAAGCCUACUGGUAAUGUUCUUGUUAUUUUUGAAGAAAAAGGCGGAGAUCCUACAAAAAUUACAUUCUCAAGACGGCGGGUCUCCAAUAUAUGCAGUUUUGUAUCUGAGGAUUAUCCUUUUGUAGACCUGGAAAAUUGGGAAAAUGCAAUCAGGUCCACAAGUGAUGGCAGAGCAACUCUCCAUUUAGCCUGCCCUGCAAGCACCUCUAUUUCCUCUAUAAGGUUUGCCAGCUACGGAAAUCCAAGUGGUGUAUGUGGAUCCUAUCAACAAGGAAUAUGUCAUCAUCCCGCUUCUACUCUUAUCGUUGAAAGGGUCUGUCUGCAAAAGACACAGUGCACCAUCCCCUUCUUAGAAGGUGACUUUUCUAAAGUUUUCUGCCCUGGAAUGACUAAAUCUUUGGCAGUUGAAGCGGUGUGUAGCUAGUGGGAUUUGUUCUCUAUUGAGUUUAUUUCCCAUGGUGGUAUUAUUCUUCAACCAUACCACUUGUUAUCAAUUUAUAUUGAACAGCAAGCAGACUGUCCAGGGUCAUCAUAUUUUUCCAUUGUUGAUCUAUUUUGUUAUUUUUUAAACGAGAAUAAGCUUUAAAUUUGCGAGUAAAACUUUA